AUGACAGAUAACAAGUUUCAAAAUAUAAUAGAUACACUUGGUAUUGAUACUUUUGAAAAGAUUAGAUCUGCAAAGGUGUUGGUUGUUGGUGCCGGUGGAAUCGGAUGUGAACUUUUAAAGAAUCUUGUACUCUCUGGUUUCAGAGAUAUUCAUAUCAUUGAUUUAGAUACUAUUGAUCUAAGUAAUUUAAAUAGACAAUUCUUAUUUAGAAAACAUCAUAUCGGUAUGUCAAAAGCAAAGAUUGCUAGAGAAUCAGUAUUGAAAUAUUGUAAUAAUAGUGAUGAUAUAAAGAUUGUUGCACAUCACGCAGAUAUCAAGACACACGAAUUUGGACCGAAUUACUUUAAACAAUUCAACUUGGUGAUGAAUGCUCUCGACAAUCUUAGUGCAAGAAGACAUGUCAAUAGAAUUUGUUUGUCCGUAGAUAUUCCGUUGAUUGAGAGUGGUACAGCUGGAUUCCUUGGUCAGGUCAGUGUCAUUCGAAAGGGUGUGACCGAGUGCUUCGAGUGCAUUCCAAAGGUGCCACCCAAAGAGUUUGCUGUGUGUACUAUUCGUUCGAAUCCAUCGGCACCGAUUCACUGUAUCGUUUGGGCAAAGAUGUUGUUUGGUCGUCUGUUUGGACUGGCCGACGACUCGAAUGCCGUCACCGACAUGGACGACAACAUCGUCGAAGGCGACAAAGAUGACACUGACAAUGUGAUUCGUGAUGAACUACUCCCACUGGCCAAGCAAAAGAGUUAUGAACAAUGGGUAUUCCACAAGGUGUUCUACACUGACAUUGACAGACUCGCCAGAAUGACUGAACUCUGGAAGGAGAAGAAACCACCAAGACCACUUGUUUACGAUGAAUUGUUUUCACCUGAUGGACAACAAACAACCACAACAACCACUACAACUAGUAAUGGUAUUAACUCUUCUUCUGGAAGAGGACUUAAAGAUCAAGUUGUAAUGAGUUUCCAAGAGAAUAUCAAUAUGUUUGUUGAAUCCAUUAGAAAACUACAGGUUCAAAACGAGCAGAAUGGUGCGCUCACAUGGGAUAAAGAUGAUAAUCUUGCAUUGAACUUUGUAGUGUCUGCAUCAAACAUCAGAUCGCACAUCUUUAACAUUCCUUUGAAAUCGAAAUUCGACAUCAAAGCAAUGGCUGGUAAUAUCAUUCCCGCUAUUGCAACUACCAAUGCAAUCAUCAGUGGUCUUAUCGUUUUAGAAGCAUUCAAAGUAUUAAAUAAUGAAUUUGAUAAAUGUAAAUCAACAUAUCUAUUAAAACAACCAUCAGGUAAAAGAUUAUUAUUACCAAUUGAUCCAGAGAAACCGAAAUCAGAUUGUUAUGUUUGUUCUCAAAACUUUAUUACUUUGAAGAUCAAUACAAAGACAACGACACUCUCUCAACUAUUAAAUGAUGUUCUAAAAAAGAAUCUAUCAUUCCAUGAUCCAAUUCUAACUGUUGGUGCAAGUUUACUUUAUGAAGGUGGUGAUGAAGAUCUGAGUAAAGAGGAAAUCGAAGAGAGAAAUAAAUUGGAACAAAAGAUCAUUGCUGAUUAUAAGAUGCCAGAUAACACCAUCUUGAACGUAGAAGACUAUUUACAGAAUUUCAAAGUUUCAAUUUUAAUUAUUCAUUGUGAAACAUUUGAUGAAGAUGGUAAAUGGUUUGAUAUUUCAGGAAAACAAAAAGAUCAAUCUACAAACAAUAACAACAAUCAUGAUAGUAACAACAAUAAUAAUAACAAUACAGAAGACGACUUGGAUGAUCUCGAAAUCAUUGAGAAUCCAGUUGAUAUGCAAAUCGAUGCCUCAAGCGACAAAUCCACUGCCAAGCGUAAAGAAAUCGAAUCAGAAACAUCUGAUUCCACAAAGAAACAUAAACUGAACGAAAAUAAUGAACAAUAA
Heterostelium album PN500 is the source of this 1884-nucleotide messenger RNA. It is a transcript of the gene uba2, whose product is annotated as sumo-activating enzyme subunit 2. Gene Ontology annotation, biological process: protein sumoylation. Gene Ontology annotation, cellular component: cytoplasm; SUMO activating enzyme complex. Gene Ontology annotation, molecular function: SUMO activating enzyme activity. The transcript is spliced from 6 exons. The record is from RefSeq and is a predicted model, not a curated record. Lineage: Eukaryota; Evosea; Eumycetozoa; Acytosteliales; Acytosteliaceae. Bases 1 to 1884 code for a protein of 627 amino acids.